This is a messenger RNA of Dipodomys spectabilis (banner-tailed kangaroo rat), 2136 nucleotides long. It is a transcript of the gene Slc12a8, whose product is annotated as solute carrier family 12 member 8. The transcript is spliced from 14 exons. The record is from RefSeq and is a predicted model, not a curated record. Gene Ontology annotation, molecular function: potassium:chloride symporter activity. Gene Ontology annotation, biological process: cell volume homeostasis; chloride ion homeostasis; chloride transmembrane transport. NCBI's taxonomy places the organism in Eukaryota, Metazoa, Chordata, Mammalia, Rodentia, Heteromyidae. Gene Ontology annotation, cellular component: membrane. Bases 17 to 2131 code for a protein of 704 amino acids.
CAGGAGACUGACCCAGAUGGCUUCCUCACGGGAACUCUUCCACGAGGCAGCCCAGCAGGGGGCCCUAGCCCAGCCCCAGCCCUGGUGGAAGAUCCAGCUAUUCGUGUGGGAGCCAGUGCUGUUCGGAACCUGGGAUGGUGUGUUCACAUCCUGCAUGAUCAACAUUUUUGGGGUUGUCCUUUUCUUGAGGACUGGCUGGCUGGUGGGAAACACAGGUGUGCUCCUGGGCAUGCUGCUGGUGUCUUCUGUCAUCCUCGUGGCCCUCGUCACUGUGCUGUCUGGCAUCGGCCUCACGCAGCAUGGCGGCGUGGGCAGUGGCGGCGUCUAUUCCGUGAUCUCCUCAGUUCUCGGCGGGCAGAUGGGAGGCACCAUUGGGCUGCUCUAUGUGUUUGGACAGUGUGUUGCAGGAGCCAUGUACAUCACCGGCUUUGCUGAAUCCAUCUCCGACCUGCUGGGUCUCAGAAAUAUCGGGGCAGUGCAAGGAAUUUCAGUUGCAGUACUUCUGGCCUUGCUGGGGAUCAACCUAGCAGGUGUCAAAUGGAUAAUCCGCCUCCAGCUUCUGCUGCUGUUCCUGCUGGCUGUGUCCACACUGGACUUUGUAGUGGGCUCUUUCACACACCUGGACCCAAAACACGGUUUUAUUGGCUAUUCCCCCGAACUGCUACAGGACAACACCCUGCCAGACUACAGUCCCGGGGAGUCUUUUUCCACUGUGUUUGGGGUGUUCUUCCCAGCAGCUACUGGAGUCAUGGCCGGCUUCAACAUGGGAGGUGACCUCAGGGAGCCUGCUGCCAGCAUCCCCCUGGGCUCCCUAGCAGCUGUUGGCAUCUCGUGGUUUCUCUACAUCAUCUUCACCUUCUUGCUUGGUGCCACCUGCACCCGUGAGGCCCUUCGCUCUGACUUCCUCAUAGCCCAAAAGGUAUCCUUGGUGGGCUUCCUGUUCCUUUUGGGCUUGUACAUCUCAUCCCUGGCCUCCUGUAUGGGGGGACUCUAUGGGGCCCCCCGGAUCCUGCAGUGCAUUGCCCAGGAGAAAGUGAUUCCUGCACUUGCCGGUCUGGGGCAAGGGAGAGGGCCAAAUAAAACACCUGUAGCAGCCAUCUGCCUGACCAGCGUGGUGACCUUGGCCUUUGUCCUUGUGGGUCAGGUGAAUGUUCUGGCACCUAUCGUCACUGUCAACUUCAUGAUGACAUACAUAGCAGUGGACUACUCUUACUUCUCCCUGUCAAUGGUACCCGAGCCAGGGCUAAGAGAGGACUCAGAACAUCUCCACCGCUCUGAGCAUCUGCUGUUGAAGAAAGCUCCCAGCGAUGUCACUAAGGGCCCUGCCGGAAGCGUCUCUGAGGGCACUCUCCUCGAAUUCAGCAAGGACAUGGAUCAGCUCCUCCAGCUGACCAGACACCUGGAGAGUAACCAGUCCAGGCUGGGAGAGGAUAACAGGACCCCAGACAAUCAGAAGAGGAAAAGCAAGAAGGCCACCAUGCAAACCCUACAAGAAAGCUUCCUCUUGGAUGUCAAGCCCUCUCCUUCCUUCCCUUUGGAAAGCUCUAAUGGGUUGCACUCUGUCUCUUGGGAAGGGCCGGAGCCUCACCCAAACAAGCAAACUCCCAAGAGUGUAGGAACGCGUCCUGAAGGAGCACCAGGCCAGCAGCCUGAGCCUGAGCUGUGCAGCCAGCCCAGGCCAAGGGGAGAAGAUUUCUUCCUGAAAUCCAGACUUCAGGAACAAGAGAUCCAGAGGAGAUCAACUUCUUUCUACACUAGAAUAUGCAACCCCUGGGUCUCUCUGUUAGGGGCUGUUGGGUCCCUUCUCAUCAUGUUUGUGACUCAGUGGGUCUAUACCCUGAUCAGCAUGGGUGUUGCUGCCAUUGUGUAUUUCUACAUUGGCCAAGCCAGUCCAGGGCUUCACCUUGGAUCAGCUUCCAACUUCAGUUUUUUCCAAUGGAUGAAGUCUCUUCUGAUCCCUUCCUGCAGGAGUGUGCGGCCCCCCCAGGAGCAGAUCAUCUUGGCACCGUCCCUGGCCAGGGUUGACAUGGAGAUGACUCAGCUCACCCAGGAGAACACAGACUUCGCAGCCCGGGACCGCUACCACCACUCCUCCUUCGUGAGUCAGGAACAGCUGAUGUCUCCUUUCUGAUGCUG